AUGCUGUUUGUAGAUGAUCUCGGCUACGGCGACUUGGGCUUCACUGGCCACCCAACUACGCAGACGCCAAACAUCGAUGCGCUGGCACACGGCGGCCGCGUACUCUCGACAUGGUACAGCGGAUGCCCCGUGUGCUCCGGGUCUCGAGCUGCCCUCAUGACGGGUCGUCAGUUUGCGCGCAUCGGUGUACCCGGUGUGUUCUCCCCCACUGGCAAUACAGGACUUCCCCUGAACGAAACCACUGCUGCUCAGCAGCUCAAGCAAGCCAACUAUGCCACAGCCAUUGUCGGCAAAUGGCACCUGGGCCAGCGCUCCAUGUACUUGCCAGGUGCCCGUGGCUUUGAUCGCUAUUUGGGCAUCCCUUACUCUGAUGAUAUGGGCGAGGCUCGUGACUACUUGCCUCUCGUCAAGCAAAUGGGCGAUGGCAAAACCACCAACACCACCAUUCUUGAACAGCCACUGGACUUUUCCGCCUUGGCCCAGCAUUACUCGGACUUUGCCACGGUGAGGCCACUCGACGAUUCCCGAAUUCUCCGUCAGGCACGCCUCGCUUCUUCUGACUCUAGCACCAUUGUGGGGACAUUCAUCAAAGAUAACAAAGAGAAUCCUUUCUUCCUCUACAUGCCUUUCAGGUGUGACAUGGCUGUCUCGCCCCACUCGACUUUGGCCGCGAUGUCGUCCAGCAGCCUAAAACUCACUCGCCUUGACAGCCAUGUGCAUACCACAGCCGCCAAUCAGCCCGAAAAGCAAUAUGCAGGCUGUCAGUUCAAGAACACGUCUCGCCGCGGUAUGUUUGGCGACGCCCUUGCCGAAGUUGACUGGCAAGUGGGCGAGAUCAUGUCCACAUUGAAGGAACAAGGCCUGGAAAACAAUACUCUGGUGCUCUUCGCCUCGGACAACGGUCCCUGGAUGAUCCAGAAUGCCAGCGCUGGCAGUGAAGGCCUUUUCACUGGCCGCACCUCCAAUUAUUGGAACACGGGCAAGGGAAGCACCUGGGAAGGUGGCAUCCGCAUGCCCGCUUUUGCCUACUGGCCCAAUGUUGUGCCAGCCACCACGCGCACUCCAGAAAUGGUUUCAAGCUUGGACUUUGUCCCGACCAUUAGUCGCUUAGCCGGAGUGCCGCUGCCCUCUGAUCGCAUUUACGAUGGUCGCGACAUGCUGGACGUCCUUCUAGGCAAUGGUACCACACCACACGAGACGCUGUUCUUUUAUCGUGAUCAGUCAGGCCCCAUGGCCAUGCGCUAUGGCCCUUGGAAAGCACACUUCCGUACAGCACCUGGACUGGGUGGCUGCAAUCAGCCUGAUUGCCACACCAAGACCUAUAACCCGCCCCUUCUCUUCAACGUGGAGGUGUGUCCCUAUUUUCUGGCUUGGUUUGCAUGA
Messenger RNA from Monosiga brevicollis MX1, 1383 nucleotides. RefSeq lists its product as uncharacterized. Lineage: Eukaryota; Choanoflagellata; Craspedida; Salpingoecidae. The record is from RefSeq and is a predicted model, not a curated record. The transcript is spliced from 8 exons. Gene Ontology annotation, molecular function: arylsulfatase activity. The coding region runs from base 1 to 1383 and encodes 460 amino acids.